AUGGAGAGCGAGCGGAGCGCCUUCCUCGGUUCGCUCGACGACCUCCUUCGCAGCCUCGCCCACAAACCCCGGCUCUCGUCAGGUUCGAACGAGGAGGCCACGGCUAUGCGACAGGAAGAGGACACGCCCAGCGCAAACAUGUGCGCCGUGCUGGUGCUCCUCCAUCGGCCGAUUUUUAUUGUUGGGCAUAUCUGGAAUACAAGCAUUGGAGAGCUGGUGUCGCGCACGGUGGACCACGAGAGCCAGCCCAAGGAGAGCGUGUUCACGCGCUCGCUUCACGGCCUGAACCUGCGCGUGCCCGACGACUUCGCCGACAUGUCGUUGGAGCGGAGGUAUGAGCGAUCGCUGUUCUCGAGCAUCGACAACAUCAAGGCCGCUCAGGCGUACGCCGCUUCGGGCAUCGGCGGCCUUUCCAACGCUGGCAAGGGCAUCAAGAGCGCGGGCGUGAUCUUCCGUGGCAACACGCUGGCGACCAAGUGUGUGGACGCCUUCAUGAAGCUCAUCGGGUCGUCCUACCUUCACCGGGUGCUCAAGGAGCACAUCGCGGCGUGUGGUGGUCUGUACGUGGGUGGUGUGGACUCGCAGGCCUGCAAUCCCGUCGCGACAAAUCUCAGCGGCAAGGCAAUCCUCAUCAGGAGGGACGGUUGCGAUGACGUCAGCGUCAAGGUGCUGAAUGCGCAAAAUGCUGAUAUGUCCUACCCCUUUUGA
Molecule: messenger RNA, 708 nt
Organism: Acanthamoeba castellanii str. Neff
Lineage: Eukaryota; Discosea; Longamoebia; Acanthamoebidae
Exons: 4
Coding region: 1-708 (235 amino acids)
Biological process (GO): regulation of GTPase activity
Source: RefSeq, a predicted model, not a curated record